This is a messenger RNA of Salvelinus fontinalis (brook trout), 5198 nucleotides long. RefSeq names its product EH domain-containing protein 3. The record is from RefSeq and is a predicted model, not a curated record. Gene Ontology annotation, molecular function: GTP binding; protein binding; calcium ion binding. NCBI's taxonomy places the organism in Eukaryota, Metazoa, Chordata, Actinopteri, Salmoniformes, Salmonidae. Gene Ontology annotation, cellular component: plasma membrane; cytoplasm. Gene Ontology annotation, biological process: endocytosis; endosomal transport. The transcript has 6 exons. Bases 589 to 2199 code for a protein of 536 amino acids.
GGGCAUUUCCUUUCGGAUUAGAUUUCGUUGUCAGACUGGUAUUUAAAUAUGCUGCAGUAACGAAGCCGGGGAAGCCAUUGGCCGCUCAAGAUUCUACGCAGCAGUAGGAAUAUACGCUUUAUUAUACCUGUAUUAUUGUUUUCUUCAGUUGGUUCGAAAAAGGUAUAUUAUAUAGAACAGUAUUUUGAAGAUUCAACCGCGUCAGAAUUCAAAUGUAAGACGACAUCACAAUUUGCCAGCUUGAUACGUGGAUAAUUUUUUGGAUUCCUCUACAGUUUGAAUGAAAAUCGUGGUUUAUAGCUGUGAUAUGUAAAUGUGCAUGUAAAAAUGACUUAGGAUCACUAGUAUGUGUUUAGUCUAGUCAAUUUACUGACGUAUAGUGGUCUGUGCAUCUUUGUCUCGUGUUUGGCCUGUAAAGACUUGGGGAACGCUUUCCAUUCAAGGAUAUGUCUGCAUAAUAUUUGAUUGAAAGAAAAAACAAGCCAUCUACUAAACCAAUAACAAAGAGAUCCUCCGAAUUAUUUGAAUAGAAAAAGCACCAAUAGAGGUCCCUAUAGAAUAUAAGGUUGUCCAUUAUCGAAUUGCAUCAUGUUCAGCUGGUUGGGUACCGAUGACAGGAGGAAGAAGGAUCCUGAGGUCUUUCAGACAGUCAGCGAUGGGCUCAAGAAGCUCUACAAAACCAAGCUUUUACCCUUGGAGGAACACUACAAAUUCCACGAGUUCCACUCGCCCGCCUUAGAGGAUGCAGACUUUGACAACAAGCCCAUGGUUCUCCUUGUGGGGCAGUAUUCCACUGGAAAGACCAGCUUCAUACGAUACCUGUUGGAGCAGGAUUUCCCUGGAAUGCGGAUUGGGCCGGAGCCCACAACAGACUCCUUCAUUGCAGUGAUGCAUGGAGACACGGAGGGGGUGAUCCCUGGCAACGCCCUAGUUGUCGACCCCAAGAAACCCUUUAGGAAGCUCAACUCCUUCGGAAAUGCCUUUCUCAACAGGUUUGUGUGUGCCCAGCUUCCCAACCCUGUUCUCGAGAGCAUCAGUGUGAUAGAUACUCCUGGCAUCCUGUCUGGAGAGAAGCAGAGGAUCAGCAGAGGCUACGACUUCGCAGCCGUUUUAGAGUGGUUCGCCGAACGCGUGGACCGCAUCAUCCUCCUGUUCGACGCCCACAAGCUAGACAUCUCAGACGAGUUCUCGGAGGUCAUCAAGGCCCUGAAGAACCACGAAGACAAGAUCCGGGUGGUUCUUAACAAGGCUGACCAGAUCGAGACGCAGCAGCUGAUGAGGGUUUAUGGCGCCCUCAUGUGGUCGCUGGGGAAGAUCGUCAACACGCCUGAGGUCAUCCGUGUCUAUAUCGGGUCGUUCUGGUCACACCCAUUGCUCAUCCCUGACAACCGUAAACUGUUUGAGGCGGAGGAGCAGGACCUGUUCAAGGACAUCCAGUCACUACCCCGCAACGCUGCCCUCAGGAAGCUGAACGACCUCAUCAAGAGGGCACGGCUCGCCAAGGUCCAUGCCUACAUCAUCAGCUCUCUGAAGAAGGAGAUGCCAAGUGUGUUUGGAAAGGAGGGCAAGAAGAAGGAGCUGAUCAACAGUCUGGGAGAGAUCUACAGCCGCAUUGAGAGAGAACACCAGAUCUCCCCUGGAGACUUCCCCAACCUCAAGAAGAUGCAGGAGCAACUGAACGCCCAUGACCUGAACAAGUUCCAGCCCCUGAAGAUGAAACUGCUGGACACAGUGGAUGACAUGCUGGCCCACGACAUCGCCAGCCUCAUGGUGCUGGUCAGGCAGGAGGAGACCAACCGACCCCAGCAGGUGGUGAAGGGAGGGGCCUUUGACGGUACCCUCAACGGGCCCUUUGGCCAUGGCUACGGCGAGGGUGCUGGGGAGGGCAUCGAUGAGGCAGAGUGGGUGGUGGCCCGCGACAAGCCAAUGUACGACGAGAUCUUCUACACGCUGUCGCCGGUCAAUGGGAAAGUGACGGGUGCCAACGCCAAGAAGGAGAUGGUGAAGUCCAAGCUGCCCAACACUGUGCUAGGGAAGAUUUGGAAGCUGGCUGACAUCGAUAAGGAUGGGAUGCUGGAUGAUGAGGAGUUUGCCCUGGCCAAUCACCUGAUUAAAGUCAAACUGGAGGGGCACGAAUUGCCCGCCGACCUCCCCGGUCACCUCAUCCCCCCCUCCAAGAGGAAAAUCCCUGCUGAGUAGAUCCCCCCCCUGCAUCCUCACUUCCCCAGGGCACUGAAGAAGAAAGGGAGUUGGUAGGAGGAAGGGCAGUGAAGGAUCUUUGGGGGGUGCGAUGGUAAAUUCAUCAAGGUUGGACAACCACGCUUCAAUAUGAAACAAAGAAAAGUCUAAACUUUGUGGUCAUGCUUAGAGAGAGCAAAAAUAUUGAAAGUGUUGGCUUGCUCUUCUGAUCUACGUAGGAUUUGUUUUGUUUCUUUUUUAAAUUAAACUGGGUUGAAGGGGGUAAAGGUCAUGGUUCAGAGUUGGGGGAACUGAUAUUGGACUCUUACUGACUGCACCACCUGCAUGCCAUAUUAUUAAACACCCCCACUUAGAGUGUGCUAUCUGUGACAAUAAUCUGCAUUAUCAUUGGAUACAUGAACCCUGUCUGUUUCUCAAGCAUAAAGGAUUUGUAUUUUAUUUGAGCCUGAAUUUGAACCUACGUCAUAUCUCCCUUGGCAUAAAAUAGGCAUGUUUCAAAAAGGAUAAACUUAAUCUUAAUAAUCCUGGUACUUAUCACCUUAAAAUACAAUAACGGCUAAAAUGCAGUGAUAUGAACCCUUUUUUUAAUAUAUAGACAUAUUAUAUUUUCUUCUUGUGAACAGGCAGCAUCCUAAACAUGCAGGCCCUUCAUAGCCUGACCAAGAGACUGUUACAACUGUAUAGCUGUCAUGUUGUAAAUCUGAGAGAUGGUAGACCUUUAAAUGUAUAAUGUUUGAAAGUGCUUUCUAGUAACUUGUAUCCCUGUCCAACGUUUGUAUGUUUAUACCUGCGUAAUUAACCUAUUAUUUAGAAUACUUCACUGUUGAGGGAAAGAGACUUCAAUCUUUCCAUGGACAAGGAGGGGAACUGACAAUGGAGAUAAUGUUUCUGUCAUGUUCUGGCUUUUCCGAUGGGACGUAGAAUACAUACAAAUAAUCCUUCAGUGCUCACUGAAUGCAUAACUCAUUAAAAAGCAAAGGUUUUAAAUCAGCACUUUCAUUCAAUUAUCGUACUCAGAUCGCUUCCCUCAGUACUGUAGAUAGCACAAAAAAUAGCUCUAUUCUUCCUAUACUGUGACUUUCAAUGUUCAUCAUACAGUGUAUAUCUACCAUAGAGACUGUUCUAGGUUCUAUAUUUUAUAAUAUACCACUUCUGGAUAUUAUCCACCAUAAAGAAUAUGUCAUAAUCCAAAUACCCUGUGUUUUGUGUACCUGAUUGGUCAGAAACAGAAAGAUUGAAUAAGUCAAAUAUGUAUGGGUAUUGUAUGUAGAAAAGGCCCCCUAAUUGCGUGUUCAGGGCACGUUGAAUUUUGUAGCUACAGUAAUACUGGCGGUUAUUACUGGGAUCAUGUUGGGGGAACACUUAUCUGAAAGGAGUUCUUAGGGGCAACAGAUAUGUUGAGAGAAUAUACAGCACACAGUAUGAACUGGCUCUAUUCAAUCCGUAGCACUGAAGAUCCGCUUCCACUCUGUACACAAGGGCUAAGUUUCUUUCCCUGGCUGAUAUGACUGAUACUAUUUACUCCUGCUGUCUGUCUGUUGCUGCUGAUAGUACGCUAGGUAUCCUGUUGUCAUCAAUCUGUUGCUGUUGACAGUACGCUAGGUAUCCUGUUGUCAUCAAUCUGUUGCUGCUGACAGUACGCUAGGUAUCCUGUUGUCAUCAAUCUGUUGCUGCUGACAGUACGCUAGGUAUCCUGUUGUCAUCAAUCUGUUGCUGCUGACAGUACGCUAGGUAUCCUGUUGUCAUCAAUCUGUUGCUGCUGACAGUACGCUAGGUAUCCUGUUGUCAUCAAUCUGUUGCUGCUGACAGUACGCUAGGUAUCCUGUUGUCAUCAAUCUGUUGCUGCUGACAGUACGCUAGGUAUCCUGUUGUCAUCAAUCUGUUGCUGCUGAUAGUACGCUAGGUAUCCUGUUGUCAUCAAUCUGUUGCUGCUGACAGUACGCUAGGUAUCCUGUUGUCAUCAAUCUGUUGCUGCUGAUAGUACGCUAGGUAUCCUGUUGUCAUCAAUCUGUUGCUGCUGAUAGUACGCUAGGUAUCCUGUUGUCAUCAAUCUGUUGCUGCUGACAGUACGCUAGGUAUCCUGUUGUCAUCAAUCUGUUGCUGCUGACAGUACGUUAGGUAUCCUGUUGUCAUCAAUCUGUUGCUGCUGAUACUACGCUAGGUAUCCUGUUGUCGGCAAUUUUAGUAGAUGUUGCAAAUGAUACGGUAACCAAUAAAGGCGACCGAGCCAAGCAUUUGUCAUUCUGCUUCCUGCUUUUGUUUUGAUUAACUUCAGUAAGACUACUUGCUCUCCUGAGACAGUCCCUUUCCAGAUGUCAGGGAGCUAUGAAUCUACAUGGACACAAGUCAGAUGACUGUUUUCAUGCACGCCAAUUAAAGGGAUGUAUUUUCAGUCAGAUUGCAGCUUCUGAUUGUAUCGCACGUCACCUGUGCUCAACAGUUAUGCUUCACAUGUACACAACCCAUUCAAUGAUAACUACAUACACACACUGGAUGCCUGCUCUGUGUUCAUCGUCACAACGACUGUAAAUCCAUUGUACAGCCCCUUGUAAAUAAGAACACACAGUCUUCCCUGUCUGCCAGUGGAGAAUACUCAGACAGCUGUUGUGGUGGCACUCUGAUCUAUUGGCUAAUGUAGUGUAUCACAAGUGGAGGUGUCGGUGUUGUUUGUGCAGUCUGAGUCAUGGAUAUAGAGAGUUAGAAGGGGUGUGUGCCACAGGCAAAUGGAAAGGGGUGUUCUGGGAUAUGGAUCUUUUCAUUCAGUUGUAUUAUUCAUGAUUAACAAUGAGAGGUCUACUUGGUAAACCACAGUACCCUGCGUGUGUCUGUCUGUCUGUACCAUAUGUGCGUGUGUGAUUAACAGACUUGCAGAAAACCAGUAGCCAUGUUCAUGUGUAUGUUGUUCUAUGUAACUGUUCUCCAGUUGGUGGGAAGUUGGAUGGUAAAACAUUCCUCAUAUUAUGUUCUGCUUUGAAAACUAAAUAAAGCUCAUUCAUUUA